AGCCAGAGGAAGAUCAAGCAGCUCAGAUCGUCUUUCCAAGAUCAGGAUGGCAGACGAUUGGGGAAAACAAGCGAUUGCUCCCUGGAAGAACAAUGAAGAAACUACAAGGGGCUCUACUUUCCGAUUCACAAACAGCAAUCAUACAAAAGAUCCUUUUGAGGGACCAGAUUACCACAUCGCUCCUCGAUGGGUUCACAAUAUAACAACAAUCUGGAUGUGUUUUGUGGUUGUCUUAUCAGUCUUCACAAAUGGUCUGGUCUUGAUAGCCACAGCAAAGUUCAAGAAACUCCGUCAUCCCCUGAACUGGAUCUUAGUCAACCUUGCCAUUGCAGAUCUUGGAGAGACGGUUUUUGCCAGCACCAUCAGCGUGUACAACCAGUUUUUUGGAUAUUUUAUUUUGGGACAUCCAAUGUGCAUCUUUGAAGGCUACAUUGUCUCGACUUGUGGUAUUGCUGCUCUUUGGUCCCUGACUAUCAUCUCUUGGGAGAGAUGGAUUGUUGUAUGCAAACCUUUUGGAAAUACCAAGUUUGAUGCCAAAUGGGCCACAGCUGGGAUCAUGUUCUCCUGGGUCUGGUCGGCAGUGUGGUGUGCUCCUCCCAUCUUUGGAUGGAGCAGGUACUGGCCUCAUGGACUGAAAACUUCCUGUGGACCCGAUGUGUUCAGUGGAAGUGAGGACCCCGGUGUCAAGUCCUACAUGAUUGUCCUCAUGAUUACAUGCUGCAUCAUUCCUCUGGCUGUCAUCAUCUUGUGCUAUCUGGCAGUGUGGUUGGCCAUUUAUGACAUUGCUAUGCAGCAGAAGGAAUGCGAGUCAACCCAGAACGCCCAGAAGGAAGUAUCUAGGAUGGUUGUUGUCAUGAUCUUGGCUUAUUGUAUAUGUUGGGGACCUUACGCCUCUUUUGCUUGCUAUGCUGCAGCCAACCCUGGAUAUACCUUCCACCCUUUAGCCGCUGCCAUGCCUGCAUACUUUGCCAAGAGUGCCACCAUCUACAACCCAGUCAUCUAUGUUUUCAUGAACCGACAGUUCCGCACAUGCAUCAUGCGGCUCUUUGGGAAAGAGGUGGAUGACGGCUCAGAAGUGUCCACAUCAAAGACAGAGGUCUCCUCUGUGGCUCCUGCAUAAACCUUCAUAUCCUCCAUUAUUUUUUUGUGUUGUUGUAAUUUAACCUGUAUGUAAAAUUAAGUUAUUUUAAAAACUUAAAAGUGAAGGUUUUGUGUGUCAAUGCAUAAAAUAAAUUUCAAUUAUUUUAAGAACUCAUGGAUGUGUCAAUGAAGUAAUUUUGGUAAGUCAACUAUUUACCAAUACUCUCUGUUGUCUGUAUUUGUGACUAGCAGAUCUUAAUGUGGUUCACUGCAGUCCUAAAGCCUUAGAAAUGGUUUUGUAACUAUUUUGAUGAAUGACUUUACCUUAUAUACCUAGCCAGACAGUUUCUAUCUGAGUGAUUUAUUUAAAACAUUGGUAUUAAAGUAAGGUUGCAAUUCAUGACUGUGUCAAGAGUGUGUUUGAAUUUCAAGAUGGUCUUAUUUGCCCGACAUCCAAUUUCAUUCAAUGAGCUGAAACAUUCAAAUGUGGCAAAACAUCAACACAGAAGAAAUCUGUAAGGUAGAAAAAUAAUAGCACAAAAUAUCUCAUGUAUUUGGCACCAAACUACCCCCUACUCAAACAAAACAGCAUCAGGCAAUAAUCAAGCCUUACAAAAGAUCAGACGGACGAUGAAUGAAAAAGAAUGAGUGCUGGU
Molecule: messenger RNA, 1736 nt
Organism: Poeciliopsis prolifica (blackstripe livebearer)
Lineage: Eukaryota; Metazoa; Chordata; Actinopteri; Cyprinodontiformes; Poeciliidae
Product: red-sensitive opsin-like
Exons: 2
Coding region: 47-1120 (357 amino acids)
Biological process (GO): visual perception; G protein-coupled receptor signaling pathway; phototransduction
Cellular component (GO): membrane; photoreceptor outer segment
Molecular function (GO): G protein-coupled receptor activity
Source: RefSeq, a predicted model, not a curated record